Messenger RNA from Fimicolochytrium jonesii, 3433 nucleotides. Its product is annotated as WD40-repeat-containing domain protein. The transcript has 23 exons. NCBI's taxonomy places the organism in Eukaryota, Fungi, Chytridiomycota, Chytridiomycetes, Spizellomycetales, Powellomycetaceae. The record is from RefSeq and is a predicted model, not a curated record. The coding region runs from base 65 to 3277 and encodes 1070 amino acids. Gene Ontology annotation, molecular function: calcium ion binding; protein binding.
CUACUGCACCACCCGGUGGAAGACAACAUACGACAGCCGCACGUUCAAACACUUAACGCACACAAUGAGCCAAGCGGCAGAUCCCACAGACAGACCCGCAAGCAAUCAAGUCCCCGAAAAUGCAGCAGAUAAAAGCGUUGCGCGGGGUUUGGGAAAGACGGGAAUGAACGUCGACGUGCAACAAUACAUGAACAUGAACCAUUUCGAGCAGCUCAUGGUGCUCUUCCAGGAACAUGAGGACGAGACGGGGGAAGGCGGGUUUGAUAUCGACAAGUUUAGGGAGGUGUUUGGCAUUGUAGUAGGCGGCAACCUAACACACGACCAGAUGACGAUGCUGUUUAUGAAGAUUGACGCAAACAGCGAUGGGAGUGUGGAUUGGGAUGAGUUUAGUACUUAUAUGAUGGGUAGGGCUAAGGAGAAUUCCGAGGCGCAAAGCAUCUUCGACGAACGCGUCCGCAAGCUCUUCAACUCCCCGCACAAGGACAUCAUCCGGUACAUCGACUACAUCGCCAAAGAGCGCAAAUACAUCACCGUCAGCCGCGAGGGGACGGUCUGUUACUGGUCCUCCACCCUGAAACUGCAGCGGAUCAUCGCCGCCAAGGAUUUCAAUCGCCAUGCGUGGGUGGCUGAUGCGGUGUACCUGGCGGAACAUAAUCGGUUGAUUACGGUGACGGAUGAUCGACAUUUCUGCGUACAUGACAUAGCCUCCGUCAAGCCGCGCCUGGUCGUGACGCUGGGGCAGUUGGAGCAUAACCCGCUGUGCAUCGCCUACGGAGGCCACCUAGACGAAGACCGCGACCUUAUCCUCUUUGGCGACGAAGGCGGCUACGUCAACGUGCUCAACAUCACGCGCAAGUUCCUCACCGAUAACGAAGCCCACGAGGAACUCUCCCCGUUGAAGCUGAGCAAAAAGGACUCGUUGAAGAAACAUAACGCUACGUUCCUCCGUCGAAAAGUGCACAACGACUGGGUCACCCGCGUCCACUACUACCCCGAAAUCAACGCGUUCAUCUCCUGCGCGCCCGAAAGCAUCCGCUCCCUCGUCAUCGGCGACAUCGAGCGCAAAAGCUUCCGCAGCGUCAACGUGCCCAAAGGGAUCAAAUGCUUCGAGUUUUGUCGCCGCCCAUCGUUUCUGGUUACGGGCGGGAGGGAUAAGAUCAUACGGCUGUGGAACCCAUAUGUUCUCUCCAAACCCGCCGGCACGCUGCACGGCCACACCGCCGCGAUCGCUAACAUCUGCGUUAACCACGAGGAAGGGCAUAUCAUCUCCCUGUCCGAGGACCGGGUGAUAAAGAUCUGGUCCGCCCGCAGCCUCAACUGCAUGCAAACGCUCGCCGAAAAGAUCCCGCAGAAACCGGACGACCUGAUCUCGGCCAUCUUCUUCGACCAGUGGAACGGGCAGCUGGUCAUGGGGAGUGAGAAGUUGCAGAGUUGGCCGCUGUAUAAAACCCAUCGCGCGGCUGUGUCGAGGAGCCAUGACGCUGGCGUCGUCGCUGCCAUGUUCAACGAGAACUUCCAUCAGGUGGUCAGCGGCGCGCAGGACGGCACGAUCUGUAUCUGGGACAUUGCGACGGGCGAGCGCGCGUUCUCGUAUCAUAACGCUCAUGGGAAACUGGAAAUCACAGCAAUGUGUUUCGACCGCAGCGGCCGCCGGCUCGUCACGGGCAGUCGGGACGGGGUUAUCAAGAUGUGGAACUUCAACAACGGCCAAAUCCUCCGCCGCAUGAACAAAGACAACGCGUUGGAAGUCACCGACGUGCUCUACGUCGAGAUGGGAGCAAACCGGUUCAUCGUAGGCGUGGGCUGGGACCGCAAAGUGACGAUAUUCCUGGACGACCCGGGCCAUUUCGAGGCGCGGCCGGUGCGGAUCAUGCAUGGGGGCGGGGCGGGGACGCAUCGGGGACAUCAGGAUGAUAUCUCCUCGGUCGCGUUCGCCCCGCCCUCGGUGCUCGCCACCGCAAGCGUCGACGGGAUCAUCGUCAUCUGGAGUCUCGAGUCCGGCUACAUGAAGCUGACCCUCUCGGAACCGUUCCUGGACCUCCGCUCGAAAGAAGAAAAAUCGAUCGAAAAGAUCGUGUUCAUGCCCUCGCUCGAUAGGCGGUCCAAGAAGGUGCCCGUGCUGGUGUCCGUGCAUGCCGAUGGGUGUCUGAGGGCGUGGGAUGCCGGGGAGGGGGGGAUGGUGUUCGAGAUGAACUGCCAGGCGUCGGAGGACGAGGGCCUGACGGUGAUGUCGAUCAGCUCGGAUGGGGGGUUGAUUAUCCUGGGCGGGUCGAAGGGGCAUGUUAGGGUGUUGGAUGUCAACCCCGCCGCGCUGGCGGCUAGACCCCCGGGAGGAGGAGGGAACGGGGACCCGUUCUGUGUGCAGAAGACGAUCUGGAGGGCGCAUAUGCAGAGUAUCUCCAGCGUCAACUACGCCAACGUCCACAACAUCAUCCUCACAUGCUCCAAAGACUGCACGAUCCGAGUCUGGACGCUCUCGGGCACCCACAUCGGGAUCUUCGGGCAAGACACGCCGUGGAUCCUCGGCGACGCGUCCACGUACCGCCCGCACCCGGAGGACGUGCAGCAGGCGGCGCGGAUGGAGGCGGAGUACAUGCGGAUGAUCGUGCGCCAUCAGGAGGGGCUGAAGAAGAAUGUCAUUGAGAGUUGGAGGGGGUUGAGGGGUGCCGGGGCCGUGAGUGCGGUUUUGGGCGACGACGACCCACCGCGGCAGGUGACGGACCCGAAGGAGGGAGACUCACCGACCGAGGACCGGUCGUCGGCCUCCUCGACGCCCGACAAUCAGCAGAUCUUUGAACCCGGCGAACGGGCCGAGUCACAACCUCUGGAAUCGGGCGGGAAAGCGCGCGGCGGGACGGCGAUGGCGGAUAUCAAGCGGAUGCGGGUGCGGGCGAUCCGGAUGCAGGCUUUGACGAAAUGGUUUGAUGUAUACGAACGCCGAAAAUGUGCGGCGGAUUGGACUGUUACGCCUGAUUUGACGGGUGGCGGGUCGCAGACAAAGGCCCACCACUUCGCCCUCCGCCCCCCGACGAAACCGCACCCCCCGCGCCCGCGCCUCAACGUCAGUUCCUCGGCGGUAUACCACAUGCUCGCAUACUACCCGCUCGCGCAGAUCGAGGUGCCGAGCAUGCUGGGUGGGAAGCGGAGGGGCGCGGGUGACAAGGCGGGCGUCGACGUUGCCGUGGGCGGGAAGACGGGGGGGUUGCCGAGUUUGAGGAAGGAACGGGGGAUCCCGCAGGUGGCGGGGAAACAGAAUGCGAUCAAACUGGCCGAUUGAGAUCCCCCAUCUGUAUAGCUAUAGAGCGUCCGUGGUUUUACAUCAUCUCCGACCCGCUCCUAACAGAUGAAAGUACCUCUGUUCGUUGUGUAUAUAUCACGCUGUACUGUACUUUGUGUGUUACCCCAAUGACGAUGUGUGUGAUGCAUAAUGGAA